Molecule: messenger RNA, 1484 nt
Organism: Cyprinus carpio (common carp)
Lineage: Eukaryota; Metazoa; Chordata; Actinopteri; Cypriniformes; Cyprinidae
Product: leukotriene B4 receptor 1-like
Exons: 5
Coding region: 408-1466 (352 amino acids)
Biological process (GO): inflammatory response; complement receptor mediated signaling pathway; phospholipase C-activating G protein-coupled receptor signaling pathway
Cellular component (GO): plasma membrane
Molecular function (GO): leukotriene receptor activity; complement receptor activity
Source: RefSeq, a predicted model, not a curated record
UCUACUGGAGGCGUAUUGACAGCUGUUUAUAUAUCUUGAAGUCUAUUAGGACAGAUUAUUAGAUGAUAAGAUAUGGUGAAGGAAGGAAGGUAGGAAGGCAAGAAGGAAAAAUGCCACCUUUCAGAGAGAGAGAGACAGAGACAGAGACAGAGAGAGAGAGAGAGAGAGAGAGAGAGAGAGAGAGAGAGAGAGAGAGAGAGAGAUCAUGAGGUUGCACAGAAUGCAGAAAGAGUCACAAAACUAUGUAGGACAUAGAGAGGAACAGCAGACGACCGCAGUGAGAUCACCAGGGAACUGAAUUACUCGUGGAGGAACUAGGAAAGAAAAAAGGAAACUUUUCUGUAAACUUGGUUUCACUUGUCGUUGUUUCAGCUUCUUUAACUCUCAGCAGAUUGCCCGUCACGAUCAUGAUCAACGGCAGUGGAACAAUCACCGGCGCAGCAAUCCUCGGCCUCGUGUUCCUCCUCGGCGUCCCCGGGAACGUCUUCAUCAUUUGGAGUAUUUUGGCCAGAGCGCGGCAUCGCUCCAUCACCACCCUCCUGAUCCUAAACCUCGCCUUCGCCGACGGCUUCCUCAUGCUGCUGACGCCCUUCUUUAUGGUGUAUUUGGCUCAGGGCAGCUGGAUUUUCGGCCAGACGCUGUGCAAAAUCCUAUUCUACCUCUGCUGCGCCAACAUGUAUGCUUCCAUAUUUCUGAUCAUGCUGAUGAGUCUCCACAGGCUGGUGGCGAUAGUGUGGGCGAAGCGCGUCGGCGCGCUGACGAACCGCAGGAUGCUCACGCGGGUGCUGGUGGGACUCUGGGUUCUCGCUCUGGGACUCUCUGCACCCGUUUUGGUUUUCAGGGCUCUCAAGGUCAGAAAUGAGACUGUCAAUGUCAGCAAUGAGAUUAUCUUGUGCAACUGCCAACACGGACACCAUCAAUAUGUGGUGAUGCAGUAUGGCACUGAAACAUUACUGGGCUUCUUGUUGCCAUACGGCGUGAUCAUAGGCAGUUAUGUGUGCAUUCUGCGGAGAAUCCGCCAGACGCGCUUUCGCAGACACAUCCGCAGCGAGAAACUCAUCCUGGUGAUCAUCAUCACCUUCGGACUCUUCUGGCUGCCGUACCACAUCAUAAACAUGGUGCAGGUGGCUGAUGCUUUACAAAAGAAAGAGCCACCAAAAGAAAAGUGGAUUCUGCGAGUGCUCACCUCUACCGUGGCCUUUGUCAGCAGCUGCAUAAACCCUGUGCUUUACACCUUCGCCGGUAAGUCGUUCAUCCGGCGCGAUGGUCUGGCCUUCAUGGCACGGCUGUUCGAGGGAACGGUGCUGAAAACGACGCGGAGUGUCCAGUGCAGCAACCAGAACAGCCGUGACCGAGAGAAGAAGACUGACGAGGGAGAGAGUCUCAAAGACAAAGACUCCGACUCCUCCACUACUGCUAACACGAGCUCGGUUAUUAAAGUUGUGCCACAGAAACAUGGUAAGUGAGCAUCUGGCUGCGGCUUG